UAAUAUUUGUCAAUUAAAAAACAGUGUCAACGAGUACAGUCGCACACGUGUUUUCAAAAGAAUAUUGGUACGAUUAUAAUUUUGAAGAUGCCUAAAAUAAAAAAUUUAGAAAAACUGAAGCAUCCUAACAGUAGGAAAACAAUAUCGCUAGCCAAAAAGAUGUUAAAAAAUGAGAAAAAAAAUAAUAACAAAAUUGGCACUCAUGUUAAACAGAAUUUAAUCGGCGAAAAAAUUUUGUGGUUCAAGGAGAGAAUACCUGAAGGUUGUGUAAUUUUAGACAAGGAACAGACAUUGAAAUUGAUUGAAACCUAUUUGGCGCGUUUUGACGAGGAACUGGAACAGAUAGCGUUGAAAAACUCAAUCGGUCAAAGGAAAAGCCGACAACAUGCGAGCCGUGAAGAUAUUAUAAAUAUAACGAAGAAAAGAGACAUUGACGAGUUUGAAACUUGUGGUUUGGAGAUGCCGGACUUGAUGAAUGCACAGCAAAUGGAAUUGUUAAAAAACUGGAAUGGUGAACUGAGAUAUUUGCAAAAUUUUAAAUUAAAAAGGAUAGCUAGAAAACAUCUUAUAUAGUUUAAUUAAAUGUAUAAUUGUUAUCAUAUUAAAUAUUUGCCUAUAAUUUUAAAAGAAAUUAAAAUAAUUUGUACAGAAAUUAUGG
Messenger RNA from Nymphalis io (European peacock), 658 nucleotides. RefSeq names its product translation machinery-associated protein 16 homolog. Bases 88 to 573 code for a protein of 161 amino acids. The record is from RefSeq and is a predicted model, not a curated record. Gene Ontology annotation, cellular component: nucleus. Lineage: Eukaryota; Metazoa; Arthropoda; Insecta; Lepidoptera; Nymphalidae. The transcript has a single exon.